GAUGGCGCCGCCGCACUUCCGCUCAGAGCAGAGCACGCGCCACUGGUACUGCAAGAGCUGCGUCGGGCCCAAGGGCCGCCCGUGGUUCAACUACGCCGACGCGACGUCCUGCACCAUGUGCAAGCUGGGCAAAGGGCUCUGCUUCAAAGAGUACCGCGCCCCCUCGUCGCCCUCGCUGCGCAGGCCUGGGAGGUCUUUCUCGGCAUGGGCAGACUCCGUGCAGGUGCAGAAGCUCAAGCAGGAGUUGGCUUCGACCCAGGCGAAGCUCAACCGGCUGGACGGCAAGUGCUCCGCCUCGGAGGAGACGGACGUACCCAGCGGCAGCGAGCGGGACAAGCAGCGAUUGCAGGUCCUGGCCGAGUUGCUCAAGACCGUCAGCGGCAGUGAGGACGUCCAUCUCGUGCGGGCCAAGGAGGCUUACACCAAGGAGCAGGGCGAGCUCAAGGCCAACUUGGCAGCCGCGCGGCCGAUGGGCCAAAGGCUGCGAGACCUUGGGGCCCAGAUCUCCAAGCACCAGAAGCUGCAGGACGACCAGCAGCAGCGGCCCGCUGGCAUCCAUGAGAAGCUCGCGGUCUUGCAGGAGCAGGAGAAGGCGGCGCAAGCCCAGUGCACGGCCCUCGCCCUGCAAAUGGAGGAGUUGCAGGAGCAGCAGCGGCAGCUGCAGAGCGAGGCCCCCGUGCCACCGGACUUCGAGGCUGGGAAGGGACCUGUUGACGAGCCGAUCAAAGGGCUGGGCCAGACUCUGUCAGGCCUUGGCGAGGUGCUGAGCGUCCUCGGCGCCGAACACAGCCUGGCGGAGAGGCUCAAGGAGGACCUGGAACGGCUCAAGCAGGUGGCGGAGGAGGCGCGCACCAAGCAGCAGGAGGAGCGAGAGGCCAACGCCGCAGCCGAGGCGGAGCGGCAGCGGGCCGAAGGCGCAGCAGAGGUGCCAGUACCCAUGGACCAGGACGAGGACGCCGCCCCCAGCGAGGAGCUCAUCGAGGAGAUGGCCAACGCUGGCGGCGACAAGAGGAAGAUCGAAGAGAUCCUGGCCAAGCACUGGCUGUUCUGGGUCUUGUGCUCCCUCGUCUGCACCAUGGCGAAGCCCACUGGUAGUACCACACCCAACGUCUCGGCAGGUGGCCCGCUCGUCGACUACCUGGCCUCAUGCUCCAGCAUGUGCGCCGACGUGCAGGAGCACCACGCGCUGCCCGCGGGCCUGGCCAAGGCCCAGCAGGACGCCCUGGCCGAGGGCUUCCACGGGGUCUGGGAGGCUGCGCUCCCAGGGCUCGGUGCUGGCAGCAAAGGAUUCGUCAUGACCUCCGUGUACUUGAGAGUUGACGAGCAGAUGUCACAUGAAAACCUGGCCAUUCUCUUCAAGCUCUAUCAGUAUCCCAAAGUGCUGGGCUCGAUGCAGAUGCCGUGGGUUGUGGGAGGAGACUUCAACAUGGAGCUGAAGCAGUUGGGCACGCUAGCGUGGCUUCACUCCGUCAACGGCGUCGCGCUGGUGCCCUCGGCGCCCACCUGUCGGUCGCGCCAGCCCCCGCCCGACUGGGACCCCUUCCACGAGCUAGUGGCGCAGGCCCAGUCCGCGGAGGACUUGGCCGCGGUUUGGGACCAGUUACUGCUGGGCGCGCAGUUCGAGCUGCAAGGGAGGCACGACGUCGUCGGACCCCAGGCCGCCAAGUUUCUGUCGCAGCCGAUGGCACCGUCCUUCAAGUGGGCCAAGUUCGAGCACGACGAGCGUCAGUCCUGGAAGCGGAAGGCCCCCGACGUGGCAGCGUGGCUCACCGCGGCAAGGUGGGCUCGGCCUUUUCGGCGUGUUCGUAUGGCGCUGGUGUCUUUCAUUUCGAAGCUGUCCGCGCCGCCCGCGUUCGCGUUGCAGGAGCGCAGCGAGCAGGCCGGCGCACCGCCUGGCUCGAGCGAGCUGUGCGUCAAGACGGCCAGGCACAUCCUUGAAUUUCAGUAUUUUCUCAAGCGGAUGGCAGCCAGGCAGGAUGCGCGGCAGCAUUUGGACAGCGAGGCGAUCGACUUCUUCUGCCAGGGGCUAGAGGCGUUCAAUAUGGAGGUGGACGCGUUCGACCAGCAGGGCCAUGCAGCGGUGCCGCACGCUGGCCAAGUCCGAGGCCAUGCAGCGGUCCCACGAGAGGCCGGUCAUGUCCAGGUGGCGGCGUGGGUUGUGGCAUCCUUCGAUGGAGGGGCCAGCCGCGCCCACAAGUUCUCGAAGCCGCAGGCGCUCCAGGAGGUGAUCGACUUCGGCGCAGGGGUUCAGCGCGCCUGCCAGCUGGCCGACCGCAAGCUGUCCUACUGA
Molecule: messenger RNA, 2290 nt
Organism: Prorocentrum cordatum
Lineage: Eukaryota; Dinophyceae; Prorocentrales; Prorocentraceae
Source: the annotation of a GenBank genome assembly